UCAGUUGCAACAGAAACAAGCAGCGGGAGGGCUUAACACAUUUGUGAGGACAAUCCAUUUGCGUCUAGUGUUGAUUAUACUAUCUACCUCAUUUUUUUUAAGCCAGUUGUUGUCAGCAACUUUUAUUUUGUAUGAUAUAUGUGUAUUUAUAAUUUAAAUUAAAAAUUGCACUAUUUUUGUCAACUUUAUUGCACUAUAGAACUAUUUGUUGAAGAUGCACACUACCCAAAAGGAUACCACCUACACGAAGAUUUUUGUUGGGGGCCUCCCUUAUCAUACCACAGACUCAAGUCUCAGGAAAUAUUUUGAGGUGUUCGGCGAAAUAGAAGAGGCUGUAGUUAUUACGGACAGGCAGACUGGAAAAUCCCGGGGCUACGGAUUCGUCACCAUGGCAGACCGAGCCGCUGCCGAGAGGGCUUGCAAAGAUCCCAACCCAAUCAUCGACGGCAGGAAAGCCAACGUAAACCUGGCAUACCUGGGGGCGAAGCCGAGAGUGAUGCAACCAGGUUUUGCCUUUGGGGUUCAGCAGAUUCACCCUGCUUUCAUUCAGCGGCCUUUUGGGAUCCCUGCUCACUAUGUCUAUCCUCAGGCUUUCGUGCAACCUGGCCUUGUGAUCCCACAUAUUCAACCUACGGCAGCUGCAGCGACAGCCGCCUCUCCCUACAUUGAUUACACUGGAUCUGCCUUUGCACAGUAUUCUGCGGCUGCCACUGCUGCUGCUGCGGCAGCUGCUUAUGAACAGUACCCUUACGCCGCAUCACCAGCUGCAGCUGGUUAUGUAACUACUGCUGGCUAUGGUUAUACUGUUCAGCAGCCUCUUGCAGCUGCAGCUCCCGGCUCAGCAGCUGCUGCAGCUGCUGCUUUUGGUCAGUACCAGCCACAGCAGCUGCAAACGGACCGUAUGCAAUAACAACUGGACUACAAAUGGGAGAAGGAUGGGACAAAAGAAGUUGUAUUCCAUUGCCUUUCAACUUGCAGUGAUGAUAAAGCAAGAUGGUAUAAAAUAACAGCUGAAUGUUUUUUCUUUUUUAUUUAUUAUUUAAAAAAAAAAGCCUAAAAUUUAAAAAUUCUUAAUUCCACAAUCUUAAAAAAAAAAAAAAAAAAAAAAAAAAAAGUGUAGGUCAGGGCAUUAUUUACAAAUGCCCUUAUACAUUAUGAUGCAUUCAUUAUUAGGACUUAGAGGCCCUACUUAUUUUUUAAUAGAAUGGUAGCAUAUAGUAUAAGGGCUUAUAAUAUAUGUUCUACACAGUGCAUUGUCACAUUUUUUCCAGGUUCAGGGAAAAAAAAACUUGUUUCCAGUAAAUAAUUAUCUCUUGUUUUCAAGAAAUGCAUUUCAGGGAAUGAUGUAAGUAAACAAAAUAUGAACAUUAUACUACUACCUUUUUUAUCUUCCAAGUGCUGAAUGUCCUUUAAAACUUGCAGCCUAACCUAUGCAAAAUAUUUUUUUUUCUGUACUUAGGAAAGUUAGGGAUUUUUUUUUCCUCCUCUUUUGGAAGGGCAUCGAACAAUUUAAGGCACAUCGCCAUUUGGCAAAAUAACAUGGACACCAUUUUUUUUUUUCUCCCCUGUCUGUUUGCUUGAAUGGGACUCUGGAGCAAGCGAUGUGGCAUAAAUGGGUACAACAGCUGUCCGGACAAUCAACAACACAGACAGCUCUGGAAAGAACGCAUCACUUGUGCUUGUUUGAUGAGCUGUCACAUUUUAAUCCCCCUCCCUGUCCAUUUGGGAAAAUGUAACUGCUGGUGUCAGCUAUUCCAAUUCUGAAACAGGAUCAGCCCUUGAUGACAACAGAAUCCCUCUCCCCCUCUAUUUAUUGCACCUGUCUACUCUGGCUUUGUGAAUGAAACACAGUGGGAGAGUGGGGACAAAAAUGUGAAAGUUAACCCUUUGAAACAUGCUAACUUAGUUAAGAGUGAACAGUCCUCCUCUUUAGAUUGUAUUAAUUGGUGCAGUAAGAUUGACAUGAUUAUUCACCAGUAUUUAUUAUACACGUUAUACAUGCUGGUCUUUAUUCAAAAUCAUUUUGUUUUAAAAGGUUACAUAUUUUUAGUAUGUGGUUCUUACUGUGCCUUAUAAUUUGUAUAACUAUUUAAGGAAAAUAUUUAUUUUGAAAAUUUAACUAUGUUCGCUCUAAAGAAGGGAACUUUAGAUGCGGUACUGUAUAAAUAUUAUGUAUUCAUCUCAAGGCAGAUAAGUUAUUAAGUAGGUAGGUUUUAGUUGUAGUAUAUUAACCUAUUCAAGAAAAUUUGUUUAUUAAGGUUUAUUUAAGUUAUAAAUUUGUAUGUGCACUGUAUAAUAUUUUUGCCUUUCAAUUUUUAGAAAACAAAUGUGAUAUUGCCUAGUUUAACUUUUUCUAUGGAAAAUAUUUUAAAUAUCUAGAAGAUGUAUCUCUGCUAAUUUGUGUUUAGAAAUAUUGGGCGAUGCCUAUUUUGGCUGGGAAAGGAAAAGGCAAUUGCUGCUUUAAAUAUUAGAAAUGAUUGUCUUGUAAAGCCUGAAAUCUGUUCUUUUUUUUUUUUUUUAUGUCUGUCUUCAUCAAAUGAAAUAUUUUACACCAUUGGAUUUUUUUUUUUAUACUUGAACAAUUUCUUACAAGGGAAACAUAACAAAAGGUUUUUUAAUGUUAUCUUUCAAUGCCACUCCAUAAUGUAAUACUUUUGGGGAAAAACAACUGCUCUCUGCAUUUUAAAUUCUUCAAGUUCUGUUUAUUUUUCACUUCAAAACCUCUAUACUCUUGAUAUUAUUGAAAAUAAAAGAAAAAUGAAUUGUUUUAAUAUAA
Molecule: messenger RNA, 2776 nt
Organism: Erpetoichthys calabaricus (reedfish)
Lineage: Eukaryota; Metazoa; Chordata; Cladistia; Polypteriformes; Polypteridae
Gene: rbm24a
Product: RNA binding motif protein 24a
Exons: 4
Coding region: 215-910 (231 amino acids)
Cellular component (GO): cytosol
Molecular function (GO): mRNA 3'-UTR binding
Source: RefSeq, a predicted model, not a curated record